AUGCAUAAGCCCAAGACAUUACCAGCGUCAAUAGUGGAUACAACGAGUAAAUUAUUCGAUGAAAUCGAUGAAAACGAACGUUGUGAUAUCAUCGUAUCCAAUUUUCUCUUCGAUGACCUGUUUACAUCAGAUGAUGCACUAUCUGUUACUCAUCUUGAUUCAGUUUCGGUACAAUCAUCGAAGGGCACUCAACAGCGAACAACAUCAAAUCGUAGACGACAACAAGGUCGCGGAUUAGCAUCAGCAAACGGCUUACGAUCUUCGAAAAGAUAUCAUAAUAAUAAUCUCGAAGAAUAUCCCUUACAUUUAGCAUGUCAAAAUGGUCAAAUUGGAGUUGUUGGAAAGUUGUUACAUGAAUUUUCUCCGGUUACGCUCGAGCAUGAUAUGAAUCGAUGGUCCCCACUUCAUCAUGCUGCUUGGCAUGGACAUCAUCGAAUUGUCGAAUUAUUGCUGCGUUCAAAACGGUUUUCAGUCAAUGCCGUUGAUAAUUCACGUACAAGUCCAUUGCAUUUAGCAGCUUUAGGAGGUCGAGUCGAAGUAAUUCGAAUACUACUCGAUUGUCCUGAUAUCAAUGUGCAUGCAAAAAAUAAAGAUGGAAAAGCAGCACUUGAUUUUUGUCGACAAAAUCCAAGUCAUGAUUGGCAGUUAUGCACAGAAUUAAUUGAAAAAUUUCUUCAAAAGCCUCUUGAAAAAAUCAAAAUUUGUCUUGCAGACGGUAGUACAAUUGAACUUGAACUUGUUUCCGGUCCAGCUGAAACCACGGUUCGUCAAUUGCAUGCACAAAUGAUGACACGUUUACGUUUACCAGAUGAAGUUUCACAUGUCUUUGGUAUAUGGAUUUGUUCGAAAAGUGUUCGAAUUCAAUUAAAUCCCGAUCAUAAACCAGUUCAAUUUUUAUUAAAUUGGAAACGUUAUGCAAGUGAAUUAACAACCAUACCAAAUGAAUCAUCACUUCGAAAUCCUUCAUCGUCACCGUCAUCAUCAUCAUCAUCACCUUCAUCAUUAAAUACAAAUUCUGAAGAUGCACAAUUGUGGUGGUCACGUGAUACAUUACUUAAAAUUGAAUUCGAACAACGUCUUCGUAUACCACAUGUCAUACAUUUAUUAUUUCUUGAAGCCUAUCAAAAUUAUCUACUUGCCUAUUAUCCAUGUACAGAUGAAGAUGCCGUUGAAUUUGCUGUUCUAAUGAUGGGAAUCAACGAGAAACAAUUAGAUGAUAAAUUAUGGGAAAAUUUCUUUCAUAAUGAUCAAAACAAUUUAUCACUUUUAAUUCCAGCUGAAAAAUUAAAACGUGCAGGCGCAAUGUAUUGGCGUCGGACGAUUCUCAAACGUUAUAAAGAAGUUUUUAUCGAUGAUCAUGCUAUGCAAACUCGUUCACAAUUAUCACUCUAUUUAAAAAUGCAGUUUCUUAAUUUAGCUCAAAAUUUAACGAGUUAUGGUUCGUCGUUUUUCACAGGUGAUCACGAAUAUCGUGGCCGACGUACAAGUGUAUUCAUAUGUGUUAAUGAUGUUGGUGUACAUUUGAUAAAUCGGGUUACAAAAUUACAAGAAUAUUCAUUUUCCUAUCAACAAAUGACAUUUACUAUUGAAACAGAAGCACAAUCGACACUUGAAAUAAAUGUCAAAGACAAUAAAAAUGUUGAUCAUACACGUUUGUUGAAUUCAACAAGCGUGGCAAAUAGUAAAAAUUUUAAAAAUUCAAUUUUUUCUUUUUCAUCAUCAUCAUCAAAUAAACAAUCGAACAAAACCGAUCGGCCAUUAACGUCAUCAUCAUCACUAUCAUCGAUAUUAACAAAUUCAUUAAGUAAUAGUGAAUUACAACAAAGAAAUCAUAAUAGACAUACAAAUAUUAAUAUGAUGAAUGGUCAGACAAGUUUGAAUUCGGAAUCAUCCGUAUCUGAAACUUUACAUCAAGUUAAUGGGCACCUAGUUAAUCUUUAUCAAGCUCAAACAUCAAAUGGCUCUACUGUUAAUUCAUUGAAUGUCUCAACGAGUCAAAGUCCAGCAAUUACAAAAAAAAAAAUGUUUCAAGUACGCCGUACAUUUUUAUUAAUCGUCACAUUUGAUGUGAUCUUUAUGGUACUUCUAUGGAUUAUUUACAAUCAAAUUAAAAAUAUAACAAUUGAUCAAGCUUUUAUUAAUGACGUUAUUAAAUAUUCAAUAAAAACUUCUCUAUUUGACGUUGUUGGUUUAUCAGCUCUGCGUUUUAUUUUACUAAUAAUAUCAUAUGCAAUAUUAAAAUGGUCCCACUGGAUUUUCGUAGCUUUUACAACACUUGGUUCAACUGGUUUUAUCAUUACUAAAACAUGUGUAUUUACUAUUUCGAAAUCGGAUAAAGGUUUUACGGAUUAUGGUAUCUUGAUAGUUUCAUUUAUUUUGGCAUGGAUUGAAAUCUGGUUUUUUGAUUAUCGUGUUAUUCCUCAUGAACGUCGUUUACGAGAAGCAUUACACCAUAGUGAUCGACGUCCACUAUUGGCAUCGAAUUCCAGUAGAUCAGGCUCUCCAAUUCCUCCAUCAUCGAAUUAUCAUUCCAUUUCAGUUUCAACCGAACAUCUUCAAUCGUUCUAUUCGCCAGUUCCGUCCGUUGAGGGUAGUGAUACAGAAGAUACAAAUACCGGUGCUAUGCGUGAUGUUCGUGCAGAUUCUAAUGUUUCACAGUCGCUAUUAUAUACGCCAGCAUCCGUUAUUGACGAUUAUGAUAAUGCUGAAGAUUAUGAACAACAAGCAGAUGAAAUUGUUCAAAAAAUCUGGCGUAUAUUUAAAGAUAACGAAUCUUGGGUACAAGAAGCUGUUAGUACCAAUGGACGUGAUGUUGUUUUUGCUAAAACUUUUCCUAUAUGGGGAAAAGUUUUUCGAUUAACUACUAUUGUUCCAGGAAGUCGUGAUGAUAUUGCAGAAAUACUAUUCGAACGGCAAGAAGAUAUGUCGAAAUGGAGCCCAACUGUCAAUGAGUGUAGAAUACUCCAAGUUCUAAAUCAUAAUUUAUAUAUAUCUUAUCAAUUGACGAAUGAACAAGCACAGGGUAUUAUUGCAAAACGAGAUUUUGUUAAUUUAAGUACCCGCCGAUUCAUUGACGAUGUUGCGAUAUUAGCAGCACAGGCAUGCGUUUAUCCGCAAAUGCCUCCUAAAGACAAUUGUGUUCGAGGUGUAAAUGGACCAACUGCAUAUAUUAUUGAGAACAAUGACAAUACAACGUGUAGAUUUACAUGGUUGCUUAAUGUAGAUUUAAAAGGUUGGCUGCCUCAAUAUUUAAUCAAUAGUUCUCUUGCGACUGUUCAACUGACACUUGCAGAAGCAUUAAGAAAUUAUUUAAUAAAAUUAAUCGAUUUAUCAUCAUCAGGCUCAUCGACAGGUGAUAUAGCAAUAUGA
Molecule: messenger RNA, 3369 nt
Organism: Rotaria socialis
Lineage: Eukaryota; Metazoa; Rotifera; Eurotatoria; Philodinida; Philodinidae
Source: the annotation of a GenBank genome assembly